Messenger RNA from Apus apus (common swift), 513 nucleotides. RefSeq names its product glucagon family neuropeptides-like. Gene Ontology annotation, molecular function: hormone activity. The coding region runs from base 1 to 513 and encodes 170 amino acids. Gene Ontology annotation, biological process: negative regulation of gastrin-induced gastric acid secretion; positive regulation of pancreatic juice secretion; brain development. NCBI's taxonomy places the organism in Eukaryota, Metazoa, Chordata, Aves, Apodiformes, Apodidae. Gene Ontology annotation, cellular component: extracellular region. The transcript is spliced from 5 exons. The record is from RefSeq and is a predicted model, not a curated record.
AUGGUUUCUCUGAUGACUCGUCUGUGGCAACUAAUUAUUCCUGUGAUUGUCCUAUCACACUUCUCAGCAUCUCUUCCAACCCAGGAGAGGACAGAGAGACACGCUGAUGGGCUCUUCCACAGUGAGCUCAGCAAGAUGAAUGGCAAUGCUUACGUGAGGCAGCUCGUCAAAAACCUGGUGGGCCUCAAGGAGAGGUCCCAGAGGCACUCGGAUGGACUCUUUACCAGUGAAUACAGCAAGAUGAGAGGAAAUGCUCAAGUUCAGAAGUUCAUUCAAAAUCUCAUGGGCCGCAAGCGCAGCUCUCCAGGCCCAGUCAACACAGAUGUGCAGGGGAGAGAGGAAGAAAACAGCCAGGAGGAAAUAUGCUUUAUGUGGUUGUAUCAGAGUUUUCUCAACAGCAGCCACUCAGACAGUGAUGCCAGGGAUGCUGCUGCAAUCACCAGCCAGUACAUCUGCCCCAUCUCCAAGCAGCUGGUUGCACACAUGGAGGACGACACAGACAGCUUCAACUGA